Molecule: messenger RNA, 909 nt
Organism: Aureobasidium melanogenum CBS 110374
Lineage: Eukaryota; Fungi; Ascomycota; Dothideomycetes; Dothideales; Saccotheciaceae
Product: Esterase/lipase
Exons: 3
Coding region: 1-909 (302 amino acids)
Molecular function (GO): hydrolase activity
Source: RefSeq, a predicted model, not a curated record
AUGCGUGAAGACAUCUCAUUUCAAACCUCCGACAAUGUCACCCUUCGCGGCUGGUUCUACAAGCCAUCCGAAUCAAAUGGUCCUCUACCUUGUCUCGUCAUGGCCCACGGUUUCUCCGCCUUGAAAGAAAUGGACCUGAACACUUUUGCCGAGCACUUUGUCACUAAUCUUCCUAUCACCUGCUUGGUGUACGACAACCGUGGAUUUGGAGAUAGUGAUGCUAAAAAAGGACAGCCUCGGCAGGAGAUCAUCCCCGCAGAGCAGACUAGCGACUACACGGAUGCCAUCACUUAUGCUCAGUCGAGAGAAGAUGUGAACAAGGAUAAGAUUGGGAUUUGGGGUAGCUCUUAUAGUGGAGGACAUGUUCUUUGGGUCGGAGCCAUAGACCGAAGAGUCAAAGCGGUCAUGAGUCAAGCACCUCUUGUUGAUGGUUGGGCCAACUUCCAUCGUCUCAUUCGACCUGAUUUCGUGGCUGGGUUGAAUGCAAUGUUCCAGGACGACCGUCAUUCGAGGGCAGUCGGCGAACCUGCUGCAGUAAUUCCCGUCGUGGAUGCUGAUCCAACGAAGCCGUCUGCUCUACCCACCCCAGACAGUUUCCAGUUCUUCACAGCAUGGGCUGAGAAAAGCAACUGGAAGAACGAAGUAACAGUAAAGUCCAUCGAGACAUUCCGCGAAUACUUGCCAUCUGCACAUAUACAACACAUCUCUCCAACACCAUUGUUGAUGACUGUGGCCGAUAAUGAUGUCUUGACACCAACGGAUCUUGCUUUGGAAGCUUACAGUCGAGCGCUGGAGCCGAAGCGAUUGCAUCUCCUGCCUGGAGGACAUUUCGAAGCUUACUCUGGCCCCAACUUUGAGAAGAACGUUCGGGUACAGACUGAGUUCUUGCAGACUCAUCUGUGCUCGUAG